Messenger RNA from Ambispora gerdemannii, 144 nucleotides. NCBI's taxonomy places the organism in Eukaryota, Fungi, Glomeromycota, Glomeromycetes, Archaeosporales, Ambisporaceae. The record is from the annotation of a GenBank genome assembly.
AUGAACCCUAAGUAUAUAUUCGUACUUUUGGCCGUCAUGUUUGCGCUUAGCCUUAUGAGCGUUAAUGUCGAGGCUGAUUUUGGAAGUUUUCUUAAGAGAGGUUUAAGGGUGGUGGAGGAUGUGGUAGAUGGUGUGGUAGAUAUG